AUGGAAGGCCUCAAAAUACCAUUCUUGUUUUCCUCUUUACUUUCCAUUUUAAUAAUCUCCAACGCAAUAGACACCAUAACCAAAACUCAAUCCAUAACAGGCAACAAUACCGUUGUUUCAUCUGGUGGGAGCUUUGAGAUGGGUUUUUUCAGACUUGGCAAUUCCCAGAAUCAAUACUUGGGAAUAUGGUACAAGAAAAUAUCUGUCAAGACUAUUGUAUGGGUUGCCAACAGAGAAAUCCCACUCAUCAAUUUGUCAGGCGUCUUAAUGAUAAUCGACCUUGGAAUUCUUGCCUUCAUCAAUGGUACUGGCACUGUCAUUUGGUCUGUCAAUGUGACAGGAUCCACACAAAACCCUAUUGGGCAAUUUAUGGACACGGGAAAUCUAGUUGUGAAAGAUGCCAAUGAUAAGUCUGAGCAUUUUCUGUGGCAAAGUUUUGAUUAUCCAUGCGAUACUCAUUUACCAGGCAUGAAGCUUGGAAAGAACUUUGAAGUGGGCCUAGAGCGCCACCUCUCCUCCUGGAAGAGUAUUGAUGAUCUAGCUCGAGGUGAGUAUACAUACCUUCUUGAUCCUCAAGGCUACCCACAAUGUAUUCUGAAAAAUGGUUCUGUUGAGUUAUUCCGAACUGGACCAUGGAAUGGUCUCAGAUUCAGUGGGAGACCAAACCUUAAACCUAAUCCAUACUACACAUAUGGAUUGGUUUACUCUGAGGAGGAGGUGUAUUAUCAUUGUGAACUCAUCAACCCAGUUGUUUCAAGGUAUGGUGUGAGUUAUGAAGGCAUUGUUAAGCGCUUGUUAUGGGUUGAUCAAACCCAGAAAUGGGACACUUACCUGACUGCACCAACAGAUAACUGUGAUAAUUAUAGACUGUGUGGUCCGAAUGGUAGCUGUAACAUUGGAAACUCAUCGGCCUGUGGUUGUUUGAGUAAAUUUGUGCCCCGAAACGAAACGGAAUGGGGAAAUGGAGAUUAUUCUAAAGGUUGUGUUCGGAGGACACCGUUGGAUUGCCACAGUGGAGAAGGGUUUCUCAAGUAUUCACAAUAUAAAAUGCCAGAUACACUGAACUCCUGGUCAAGCUGGCCACAAUUGGAAGAAGACAAAGAGGAUUAUAGUCACCUCAGUAGUCUCAAUAGCAACACUUACGCUUGGCCUAGCUUUUCAUUGUACAUUUUGAAGAAGAAGGGGUGGCGAAAGAGAGAAGGACGAACAAAACUUCAACAUGGACAUGCUUACUACAAAGAAACCAAAAAUGAAGAUCUAGACUUGCCAUUAUUUCACUUGGCUACAAUCACUAAAGCUACAGAUAACUUUGCAAUUGACAAUAAGAUUAGAGAGGGUGGGUUUGGGCUUGUUUACAUGGGUAUGCUGGAAGGUGGACUAGAAAUAUUUGUUAAGUUGCUUUCGAGGAAUUCCCAGCAAGGAGUCGAUGAGUUCAAGAAUGAAGUUAUCUGCAUUGCCAAGCUUCAGCAUCGAAAUCUUGUAAAGCUUCUAGGAUACUGCAUCCAAGGAGAAGAAAGGUCGUUAAUAUAUGAAUACAUGCUCAACAAUACCUUGGACUCCUUUAUUUUUGAUCAAUCAAAGAAGUUGUUACUGGAUUGGCCUAAGUGCUUCCACAUCAUCAAUGGAAUUGCUCGAGGACUUCUUUAUCUUCAUCAAGAUUCCAGAUUCAGAAUUAUCCAUAGAGACCUGAAAGGUAGCAACAUUUUACUAAAUCAUGAGAUGAACCCAAAAAUAUCAGACUUUGGCUUGGCCAGAAUUUUUGGAGGAAAUGAGACCAUAGCAAAUACUAAAAGAGUAGUUAGAAAACUUGGGUACAUGUCUCCAGAAUAUGCAAUUGAGGCGCUCUUCUCAGUAAAGUCCGAUGUAUUUAGCUUUGGUGUCAUAGUAUUAGAAGUGGUGAGUGGGAAGUGA
Messenger RNA from Camellia sinensis, 1911 nucleotides. The record is from RefSeq and is a predicted model, not a curated record. Lineage: Eukaryota; Viridiplantae; Streptophyta; Magnoliopsida; Ericales; Theaceae.